UACCAAACAAACCGUUCGGAACAAGAUAAACGAAAGCGAUCUGGAGAUAACGUCACUUGUCAACAUGAAAAUUCACAACGUAUUUCCUCGCUUAUGUUGCUUUUUAACGAAAUCACAAACACGAAACACCUACAACAGUUGCCGGGCGUUUCAUUCAACUGGACGAAGUCAAUCGGUAGUGCUGACAAAGACCCGUUACCCCAAUUUGAAGCGAGGUCCGUUCUCCACUCUCGGAGACGUUGAUGUGCAGUUCUUUGAACGUCUGCUUCCCGGAACUGGAAGGGUAUUAGCUGAUGCCUCCGAAAUCGAAGGUUACAACACAGACUGGCUGAGGACAUGUAGAGGAUGCAGUGAGCUUGUUCUACGACCAAAGACAACAGAAGAAGUUUCUGCCAUUUUGAAUUACUGUAACACACAUAACCUAGCAGUGGUUCCCCAGGGAGGGAACACAGGAUUAGUGGGUGGAAGUGUUCCUGUGUUUGAUGAAGUUGUGGUGUCCACUCAACUCCUUAACCAGAUUAUCAGUCUUGAUGAAUUAUCAGGAUCUCUGGUGUGUCAGUCUGGAUGUGUCCUAGGGACCCUAGAGGACUAUAUAGCAGACUACAAUCUCACCAUCCCGUUAGAUCUUGGAGCAAAAGGCAGCUGUCAUAUUGGUGGAAAUAUAGCAACAAAUGCUGGCGGUGUUCGCCUCCUUAGAUAUGGGUCUCUUCAUGGCAGUAUCCUUGGUCUGGAAGCUGUCUUGCCCAAUGGAGAGAUUUUGGAUUGUAUGUCAACACUCCGUAAAGACAAUACUGGAUAUGACCUCAAACAGCUAUUUAUAGGAUCUGAAGGGACUCUCGGGAUUGUCACGGCAGCCUCUGUCCUGUGCCCGCAGAAACCAUCAGCUGUCAGUGUAGCAUUUCUGGGCUGUGAGAGCUUUAGUAAAGUCUUGGAUAUAUACAAACAAGCAAAAGGUAUGUUAGCCGAGAUUUUAUCUGCAUACGAGUUCCUAGACGAGGCAUCAGUGGCUGUCAACAAAGAAAACCUGAAGAUGACCUCACCAAUCGGAGACUUUCCGUUCUUUGUUCUGAUUGAAACUUCUGGCUCCAAUGGUGACCACGAUGAGGAAAAACUGAACACGUUUUUAGAAGCAAUGAUGUCUGAUGGUUUAGUACUGGAUGGAACUGUGGUCACAGAAUCCACUAAGAUUAAGGAUAUCUGGUCACUGAGAGAAAGAGUGGCCGAAGGACUGUUACACGAUGGCUAUUGUUACAAGUAUGAUGUUUCCCUGCCUCAGGCCAAGUUCUACGAUCUUGUUCUUGACAUGAGAGAGAGGCUCGGGUCGUCUGUAAUCAGAGUCGUAGGAUACGGACAUGUUGGGGAUGGAAACCUACAUUUGAACAUGACCUCCCCUACUUAUAGUUCUGAGGUGAUGGGUAACAUUGAGCCAUUCGUUUAUGACUGGGUGUCCAAGUACAGUGGCAGUAUUAGUGCAGAGCAUGGUCUCGGAUUUAAGAAAAGAAACUUUAUCUACCAUAGUAAAUCUAAGUCAGCAGUAAGCUUGAUGCAACAGAUUAAGAAGUCUAUUGAUCCAAACGGAAUAAUGAAUCCGUAUAAAGUUCUACCAGAAGAGUAGGGGGGAAAAAAUGUCUUAAAGAAUUUUCAUUUUUUUUAAAUGAUUAAGUGAAAUUGUUUUAAUCCGGUGCUAUAUGAAACACUAACCAGUAUUUUCUGAUUGAUAUUUGUGAUUGGUACUUAAUAAUGAUAUUUAUAGAUGUUGAUUUAACUGGUUUUCCAGUGGACAAUAUAUUUACAUUAUUUUCUAUUAUGUUUUAAUCUUGCAACAGAAUUGGCAGCAAACAUGUUGAUCUCUGUUAAAUAAUGUAACUCAGGUUUUUUACAUUUGGGUAAAAAAAAUUAUAACUAUAGGAAUUGACUUAAUCAAAACUGUUUUAUUUGUAUACCGAAAGUAUGCAAUUUUUGCCAUGCAGACACAAUAAGGACAAUUUUUUAACUAUAUAUACACAAAAUUAGUUUUGUGUUACAAUAUUUUACUAAAUAUACACAAAAUUAGUUUUGUGUUACAAUAUUUUAUGCAGAAAGCAGAAUGAUGCAUUCAUGAUUUUAUCCAUUAGUCAGUUAAGUGUAGUCUAGUCCAAUCUGCUGGUAAAAAAAAUCACGAAAAUAAGUUUGAUAGAGUCUUUAUCACUGGUGUAGACAGAGAAAGUUUGAUCCGAAGGUAAGAUAUUUGAAGUUGAUAAAAAAAAGGUUGUACAACACUGUGCUGAGUAGUAAACAUCAACAACCUCACCAUGACGGUUGAGAUCUAUAUCUCUGUCUAUAUCACACUGUAGUGAAGGAUCAUUGUUCUCCUGCGAUUUUCUUCCAUAAUAAAAGUAAAUUGUACUGCUGAACUCAAAACAUAGUGCCAGCAGAAGGGAACAUAAAAUGUGUGGUAGAUUAUAAUUCAUUUAAUAAUACUACACUGGUGAUCAGGCAAUAAUACUACACUGGUGAGGCAAUAAUACUACACUGGAAUAAUACUAUACUGGUGAGGCAAUAAUACUACACUGGUGAUCAGGCAAUAAUACUACACUGGUGAGGCAAUAAUACUACACUGGUGAGGCAAGUGAUAGUGUUUUUGUGAUGUUAGAAUAAUGUGUGUGAGCUGUUUUCCUCUAGGUAGGUAAAUACAUAUUUACCUUUACCUGGCAAAAAAGGUAUGCACCUGUGAAGUGUGUGAGAAUUAUAAAAUCUUUCUUGGGGGUGAGAUAGGGGAAUGUCAAUCCAAAGGGGAAGAUUCUUAAGUUGUCAAAUAUGAGUCUUACCACGAUACCCCAUCUCACCUGAAUAAUUAUUUUUCUGUUACCCUGUUGACCCUGUCAUAUAUGUACUGUAACGUUAAUGUUACAGGCUCUGCACAUUGUUGACGUGACAUCAUACAAUUGUUAUGACUGGGGUAUCCCACUUUCUCAACCCUAGGGUGAGACAAAGAUAUCUCACACCAUGAAAAGUGUGGAUACACCUGUCCAGGGCAAAAGAAAAGCUGAUAUAUAAAUGGCUGUGAAUUUAUUUUAAUAGAUGAAGUAUUGUCGUGGUAGUCCUGGUAUGGUUGUGCCAUUUCAUUAUCAUUUGAUUGUUUGUAAUUAUGAUAUAACAAUGUUUGAAAUCAAACUGAUGUAAAUAACAGCCUUUAUGAUACUGAUUUCCCACCAGUUUAUAUAGAAUAAAUUGAUUUCAUACCCUCCUUGAUCAACAUUAUCUAAUUAAAAACAAAAUCAUUAUCUUGAGGAAUAAGAUUGACAUUGGGGGAAAAAAUAUACAGGGUAUUGUUGCUGAUCAUGUGCCAAGUAAGGCUUAAUGUCAAAAUGUGUGAUGUUUUAUGCCGUGGUGCGGCGUCCAUCGUCUGUCUGUCCUCCGGUGUCAAGAUUUUACUUUAAACAACUUCUUCUUAAUAACCAAAAGGCCUAGGAUGAUGAUAUUUGGCCAGCAGCAAACUGGGA
Messenger RNA from Mizuhopecten yessoensis (Yesso scallop), 3482 nucleotides. RefSeq names its product D-2-hydroxyglutarate dehydrogenase, mitochondrial-like. The coding region runs from base 65 to 1615 and encodes 516 amino acids. Gene Ontology annotation, cellular component: mitochondrion. The transcript has 7 exons. The record is from RefSeq and is a predicted model, not a curated record. Gene Ontology annotation, molecular function: FAD binding; catalytic activity. NCBI's taxonomy places the organism in Eukaryota, Metazoa, Mollusca, Bivalvia, Pectinida, Pectinidae.